AUGAUUUUGACAGAGGGAAAACAGCAGAUUGGUGAUGCCACGGUGCAGUCCCAGGUAAUACACUAG
Messenger RNA from Caenorhabditis briggsae, 66 nucleotides. The coding region runs from base 1 to 66 and encodes 21 amino acids. NCBI's taxonomy places the organism in Eukaryota, Metazoa, Nematoda, Chromadorea, Rhabditida, Rhabditidae. The transcript has a single exon. The record is from RefSeq and is a predicted model, not a curated record.